Lates calcarifer (barramundi perch) is the source of this 1661-nucleotide messenger RNA. RefSeq lists its product as uncharacterized. Lineage: Eukaryota; Metazoa; Chordata; Actinopteri; Centropomidae. The transcript is spliced from 7 exons. The coding region runs from base 1 to 1551 and encodes 516 amino acids. The record is from RefSeq and is a predicted model, not a curated record. Gene Ontology annotation, cellular component: centrosome.
AUGUUAUUUAACCUUAACAGGUGUAUCACCAGUCAACAGUAUUAUAACAACACUGGCAGGAAGAAGAGUAAAGUUCGUCUCAAUGACCAGCUUGUACCAAAACCAACUGAUGUAAACAUAGCGGAGAAGAUGAUAAAGAGUGCAGCUCCAAAGGAACAUCCGUAUUCAUCCCAUAUCUCCCGGUUUACAAUGUUCCCGUCCUUCCGCUCUCCAGAUGACCCUGAGACAGGAGUCAGAGCUGCUUCCAAAUCUUACCUCAGCCCUCUCAUCCCAAACAGUGCACCGGACAUCACUCUGCUGAGCAAAACUAUUGGUGGUCCAUACAGACAUGAAAUCUUGGAGACACCAAUAAAAACCAGAAAGAAGGCUGUUACAUGGUCAGGAGACCACAUCUUCUUGGAUAAUGCAAAGCCAUUGAAGGGAGAGAACCAAGUGUUCUACCCAACUCCUCCAAAGACAGUGCUGCCUAACCCUAAACUUCGUGACUGGGACCUUUCGUUAUCUGAGCGGGCAUGCAACAUGCUGAAAAAUCUGGAGAGGACACACUGGGUCACCUCUUAUCAAAUGCACUACACAGGAUCUGGGCCAGCAAAUCCUUUGAAGAUCGAUGACUUCAAAGAAAAAAUGAGUGACCCCACUGGGAUGAAUUCACAAACUGCACCACUGAGAGAAAGGUCUUAUCCUGUGUUUGUUCCCUCUAAACAAAAACAAGGAUGUGUAAGAAAAUGUGGGAGCUGUGUGGGGAGGAGGACCUGCAGUCCCACUGCUGCUGAGCUCCUAAAUCCAUCUUCAGCUCCAAAGCAAGGCACUGCUACAGCUACUACAAACCAACAUAGGCCACAAGAGAUCACAGUUAAGCAUAACGAGGCACCAGAUUUAAAUCCAAAGGACCAUGGUAAAUCAGAGAACAGCACCGGCUUCACAGAAGUGCAGAGCGCUGAGCUGUCCCAGGAGGCACAUAGGCAGCAAACUGAGUGCAAAAACUCUGUGUUUGAGGACAGGGAGAGAGAAAACUGCAAAGUCCAUUUUGAUGAAAGUCUCAUGCAAGCACCUGUGUCACAGAGCAGCCAAGAGGCUAACACUGCCUGGAUCACAGACACAGAGCGAUCCCCGGACCUGUACAACCACCCACUUUCCCAGGGAGAGAUCGACAGAGAGAAAAGCCUGACUGAGCUCUGUGAUGAACCAAGCUGCAAAAAGCAAUAUUUUAAAGUUGGAAGAAAUUCAUUCAGCCACAGUCAUUCAGCUGUAUCCAAAGACCAGGCAGAUAUUAACUCACAUACUGGGCUAUCGCACAAUAUCUCUAACCCCUGCAUCCUGCCGAGGCCUCCCAUCCUGCCUGGUAUUCACCCAGUUGACAGAGUUGGGAUUAUGGGCAGAGAAAAUGCAGCACUCAGCCUCCUAGACUUUCAAAAUGCAUUCAGUAAGUCUGAAGUCCAUUGCAACUUCAACAGAUCCAUCGCGCAUGCUACUGUGGACCUGAGGGACAACGCAGUCACAGGGAAAAAACAUGACUUCUUUGGGAUCAACUGCUACUACCUCCAUGGAUAACCUCAUGCAUAUAAAUUCAAAUGCCAGUGAUUUUCAUCAUCACUGAAAUAUUUUACUUUAAAAAUAUUAAAUAAUCUGAAAAAAAACUAUAUCAAGUUGCUGAAAUUCUA